UGACCACAGUUUCCAGCUUUUCUCCAGCGGGACGGUAGCAACGGCACACACACACACACACACACACACACACACACACACACACACACACACACACACACACACACACACACACACACACACACACACACACACACACACACACACACACACACACACACAGAGAGAGAGAGUCAGCGGGGAGCUCCGAGGCACACGAGCAGCGCGUCGGCGGCUGAAAAGUCACGUUAAAAGCCACCAGAUCCGAAAUGCGAGUCUCUAAUUCGACGAGAUAACAGCGUCCAGACUUUUGGAAGUCGUUGGACUUCGUCCUGAGCACAAACCUGUGAGAAAAGCCUGAAACUACACACUACGGGUGAAGAGAUCGAAACCAUUUUUCUCAGUUUGUAACUUAUUUUGACAACAAUGAGUGCCCGAGCAGCCAUCAACAAAGAGAUCUUUAUCCCACACAAUGAGAGGAUGUUGGCAGCCGUGCAGGUGAAAAGGAGGACUAAGAAGAAGAUUCCCUUCCUGGCUACAGGAGGCCAGGGCGACUACAUGACUUUCAUCUGCCUAUCAGUGACUAACAAGAAGCCAACUGAGAUCUCUAUCACAAAAGUAAAGCAGUUUGAGGGCUCUUCUUCUUUUGUCAAAAGAUCCCAGUGGAGUCUCGACCAGUUGCGGCAGGUGAACGGCAUUGACCCUAACAGGGAUUGUCCAGAGUUUGACCUGACAUUUGAGAACGCUUUUGACCAGUGGGUGGCCGGCUCAGCUGGUGACAAGUGCAUAUUUGUGCAGGUCCUACACAACACAUGCCAGCGCUACAGUGCAGAAAGAAAACCAGAGUUUGUCAACUGUCAAUCCAAACUGCUGGGAGCAGAAGAUCAAUCAGUAAAUACAGUCAUUUUCCGUUGCAAGAUCUUUUUGAACAGAAUGAGGAAGACAGUUAUGUCAGAUCCAGGUGUUCUACUUCAAGCAGGUAACAGCAUCCUGCAUACUGCAGCUGACAGCGUGACUAGUGCAGUGCAGAAGGCCAGUCAGGCACUGAACGAGCGUGGAGAGAGACUGGGUCGUGUGGAGGAGAAAACUGGAGACAUGAUGAACAGUGCUCACCAAUUCGCUGAUACUGCACAUAAGCUGGCCAUGAAGCACAAAUGUUAAACAGCACCAAAACAGUUCUGCCAAAGGGUUCUGCCAGCAACACUCAGACAUACCUAGAGUGGAUGGAUUUUAGAAUUUUAACACUAGUAUUAUGCUGUUCUACCCCCCCCCCCCCCCUUUUUUUUUUUUAAAAUAAAAAACAACAUCUUCCUGGUGUUUCCAGAAAAGUAGCUGGUGGUUAAAGAUGCCUUCCCCAAUGAUUUGAUGAAAAAGCAGAUAGGGCCUUUAAUGUUUUCAGAAUCAUCUCUUCUGGAUUCUUUCUCAGAGGGAAGAGGUGCAGAGAUUCCUGGAAUCAGGGUUUGUUUACUAAAGGAAACGGGCUUCUGUGUUACAUUUAGGGCCAGUUUAACUGAAUGUACAGAAGACCACUUUUAGCCAUUGCCUAAGUGUCAUACCACUUAUGAAUCUAUUAUCCCACAAUACAUUUCAUACCAUCAGUGAGCUCUAGUCCAUAAGUGGAGAGGACUGAAUGUUGCUUAGGCAUAAUAUAACCAUUUUUAAAAAUAUACUAUGAAAAUGCACAUAUUUUUGGUCAGAGAUUUCAUACAUUCCAAUCAUGAAAUUAAAAAACAGACUCAUAAAAUUUGAAGCUGAAAUAAAUGCUUAACAAUGUAUGUAGUUGUAUAUCUAACCUUUAACUUUUAAAUCAAAAUUAUCAAAUGCAUUGUGCACUGUUGUUUUGUUUUUGAUCAUGUUCUUCAGAUAUCAGUAGAUUGCAUUUAAAUAAAGACUGAAUUGAUCACUAUGUCAAAAGUGCAUAUGUUCCAGUUUUAGCUUUGGGAAUUCAUUAUCAAAUAAAAAUAUUAGGUAAGAAGAGUUCACAGCGGGCCUUUUGAGAUCACUUGCUUGUGCAAAACUUGUGAGAAAUAUUUAUUGACCCUUAAAACUUUACACCACAGUUGCCAUUGAUUUUAUUGUUUUUUUUUACAACAGUUGUUUGGUAUUAAGUGGAAACUAUACAAGUUUAGCUUAGUUCAACUGUACUCUGUGUUACAUCCUAAUCACAGUGCACUGCCACUACCAAUGAGCUAUUAACAGUGUAAGUGACUUUCUUUGCUCUGUAACCGUAUGUGAUCAUGUUACAUGAUUGAUUUGCUUGUAUGGGUGAAUUGAGAUAACCUUUGAUUAAUUCAUGCUCAAACUAUAUAAUUACAAGUUGGUCCUCAUGUAAAAUAAAUUAGAUUAGAUAUUUUUAAGAAUUUGUAUAACAUGUUUGUGAACCCCAGAGCACCUCAGUUUUAUUGGUAGCAAUAUAUCGUGGCUUUCAAGUAGUACUUAGUAACUGUAGCUGUUUACAUAAUAGCAGAAUUCAUUACAGACAGCAGCUUACUGAGUCUGAAGUGCUCGUUUAACUCAUAUGGGGUUUUUUCAGUUUAGCAUGCAGUUAUGAAGCACUGAAAUCUUUAUCAUUACCCUUUAGCAGAAAAUUCUAAAUACCACACUGGUCAUUAUUUUAAUAAAAAUGUGAACAUGCUGACUGCAUAUGUAAUAUCAGCUGGUCAUCAAUUCCAACUGCACGAUUGUUCAUGUUUUUCUUACAUUUUUUUUAGUGUUUUUACACAAUUCAUUUCCAGACAAACAAAUUUACAGAUUUGUCCUGAAAACGUCAUUUUAAUUGACCAUGCUAGCAGUAGUUAGUUUUUAAACUCUGUGAAUGUACAGUUUAUUGUUUGGGUUUGUAUUCUUCUUCUUCUUCUUCUUAUUAUUAUUAUUAUUAAAAAAUUUAAUGGCUAGUUGAUUUGAGAUUAAUAUUAGAUGUUGAGAUUAAUGGUAACAUACAGCAGUUCUCCAGUUCUCCAGGUCCAGUGCUGGAGGAUGAAAAUUGAAAAGAUUCUCAGCCUUAGGUUCAGUUUUUAAAUGUGGAUAAAUGUUUAAAACUGAAGUCAAAUUUUGAAUGUGAAACACCUUUAUAGGUGAAAUAAAGAAAGACAUUGUAUUAAAUUGUAUGCUCUACAUUCCGUAAGUGCUGUCGGUAAAGAAGGUGAAAAGUUCAAACGUUAGAUUAGAGAUCCAGCACAACAUGUUGAUUUAUUCCCAAUAGUUAGUGCCUUUGUCAAAUAUAUUUUUAAAAUUUGUUUAAUAGUUGUUUUCUGUAGCGUAUGCUUUAUUUAUAAAGUUUUGUUUGGAUUGUGUAUUCUGUUAUCCAUUCCAAAAUAAUCUCCUCAUUAAUCCCAGUUAAAAUAUCAUAGUAUUGUUUUUAUAUGAAGUUUAACAUCUAAAUCAUUUUACUAGUAAAUGUUAUACAGUGUAUAUGUUCACAUGGUAUGUCAUAACUGUAAGGAAUGUGGUUUCCCAUUUAUUUUUCAAAAGCUCCUUCAAGUAUCUCUCCAAAUCCAGGCAUGACUGAUGCACCUGUAGUGUGUAAAUAAAAAAUACUUGACAUUC
Messenger RNA from Tachysurus vachellii, 3525 nucleotides. RefSeq names its product syntaxin binding protein 6 (amisyn) (gene stxbp6). NCBI's taxonomy places the organism in Eukaryota, Metazoa, Chordata, Actinopteri, Siluriformes, Bagridae. Gene Ontology annotation, biological process: regulation of SNARE complex assembly; exocytosis; Golgi to plasma membrane transport. The record is from RefSeq and is a predicted model, not a curated record. Gene Ontology annotation, molecular function: phosphatidylinositol-4,5-bisphosphate binding. The transcript has 7 exons. Bases 406 to 1140 code for a protein of 244 amino acids. Gene Ontology annotation, cellular component: plasma membrane; exocyst.